This is a messenger RNA of Acanthisitta chloris (rifleman), 1341 nucleotides long. Its product is annotated as hexokinase-2. Gene Ontology annotation, biological process: glucose 6-phosphate metabolic process; glycolytic process; intracellular glucose homeostasis. Gene Ontology annotation, cellular component: cytosol; mitochondrion. The record is from RefSeq and is a predicted model, not a curated record. The coding region runs from base 91 to 1341 and encodes 416 amino acids. NCBI's taxonomy places the organism in Eukaryota, Metazoa, Chordata, Aves, Passeriformes, Acanthisittidae. The transcript has 8 exons. Gene Ontology annotation, molecular function: fructokinase activity; ATP binding; mannokinase activity.
CGGCGCCUCCACAAGACGGUGCGGAAGCUGCUGCCGGACUGCGAGAUCCGAUUCAUCCGCUCCGAGGACGGCAGUGGCAAAGGGGCAGCCAUGGUGACAGCUGUGGCCUACAGGCUGGAUGCCCAGCACAAGGCCAGGCAGAAGAUCCUCGAGGCCCUCAAGCUGAGCCAUGAGCAGCUGCUGGAGGUGAAGGCAAGGAUGAGGAUAGAGAUGGAGAAAGGGCUGGGCAAGGAGACACACGAGGAGGCGACGGUGAAAAUGCUGCCGACCUACGUGUGCUCAACUCCAGAUGGGACAGAAAAAGGAGAUUUCCUUGCCCUGGACCUGGGAGGAACCAAUUUCCGGGUGCUGCUGGUGCGUGUCCGGAAUGGGAUGCGACGUGGUGUGGAGAUGCACAACAAGAUCUACUCCAUCCCCGUGGAGAUCAUGCAGGGAACAGGAGAGGAGCUCUUUGACCACAUCGUCCACUGCAUCUCCGACUUCCUGGAAUACAUGGGAAUGAAGGGUGUAUCCCUCCCACUUGGAUUCACCUUCUCCUUCCCUUGCCGGCAGAACAACCUGGAUGAGGGAAUCCUCCUCAAGUGGACGAAAGGCUUCAAGGCCACAGGCUGUGAGGGUGAGGACGUGGUGGGUCUGCUGAAGGAGGCCAUCCACAGGAGGGAGGAAUUCGACCUGGACGUGGUGGCAGUGGUGAAUGACACAGUUGGCACCAUGAUGACCUGUGGGUAUGAGGAUCCCUACUGUGAAGUUGGGCUGAUAGUCGGCACGGGCAGCAAUGCCUGCUACAUGGAGGAGAUGAGGAACGUGGAGCUGGUGGAGGGGGAUGAGGGCAGGAUGUGUGUCAACAUGGAGUGGGGAGCGUUCGGGGACAGCGGGUGCCUGGACGACAUACGGACGGAGUUCGACCUGGCGGUGGAUGAGCUGUCCCUCAACCCUGGGAAGCAGAGGUUUGAGAAGAUGAUCAGUGGGAUGUACCUGGGGGAAAUCGUCCGCAACAUCCUGAUGGAUUUCACCAAGCGAGGGCUGCUCUUCCGGGGACGGAUCUCGGAGCGGCUGAAGACCAGAGGGAUCUUUGAGACCAAGUUCCUGUCCCAGAUAGAGAGUGACUGCCUGGCCCUGCUCCAGGUGCGCUCCAUCCUGCAGCACCUGGGCCUGGAGUCCACGUGCGACGACAGCAUCAUCGUGAAGGAGGUGUGCACGGUGGUGGCGCGGCGCGCGGCACAGCUCUGCGGCGCCGGCAUGGCUGCCGUGGUGGACAAGAUCCGGGAGAAUCGCGGGCUGGACUUCCUCAAGGUCACGGUCGGCGUGGAUGGGACACUCUACAAGCUGCACCCUCAGUGA